AGACCGCACAAUCGUCAGGUCUUAGUAGUAUCCGAUUCGUGGCCUUGUUUUGUGGUAUUCGUUGACCGGGUUAUAUCGUAUCUGGUUACGUGUUUUUCUAUCAAAUAUUCGUCGAAGCGGGAUCCCGCGAUCGAGCCAAGGCGAACGGACGAUGCUCGGGAAUCGCCGGCAGGCCCGUUAAGUGGUGUUUUUUGAAUACACGCGGGUUUCGGGAGGCGAGCAAGUGAACCUAGUGUCCCCGGUAGAGGGGGAGAAGGCCGUAUUUGUCCGAUCGUAUAUGUAGCCCGCUCGACAAAAUGAAAAUGGCGGUGUUCCCGUACGAACGGAGCAACGGCCACUGACGAUGGUCGUUACGGUACCGGACACGUGAGGCGAAUCCAGUGUGUAGUACCUGCGUGUGUUCUUCUGCGGAAUAUCGUUUCGAGUGUUACCGCAGUACGUACACGGUACACGGUAGGCAUCGGGGCAUCGAUGUCUGAAUAAGAAAUCGGAAGGAAGCCAGCGCGAGAAAACGAUUUUUCCACGGAUAUUGCUGGGACAAACAAACAUGAUGGAAUGACACCGCAGGGGAAGUGUAAACCCCUUGGAUGAAAGUGGCCAGUGCUCCGGCUGUUCGAUUCACGUAACUGCAGGACGAGUGAAGCCUUCAUGCCGAUGCCGGCCGAGUAUCAGGAUAGCCACGGUAACCACGAGAACGCUAAUUUCGCUCUCGGGGCCACACAGGACGCCAGCAACAUGACGGCCAAUAUGUACCGGGUGGGAGAUUAUGUAUAUUUUGAAACAUCCUCUACGUCUCCCUACCAGAUAAGGAGGAUAGAAGAAUUAAAUAAGACGGCCAGUGGAAAUGUCGAAGCAAAAGUCAUGUGCUUCUUUAGGCGGAGGGAUUUGCCAUCUACGUUAAUCAUGCUUGCAGAUAAACACCAGUUGGCAAACGCGGAGCAGCAGAGGUCAGAAUCCCCUGCAAACAUGCAGAGUCAGAAACUCGAGAAUCCAGAUACUACUAAGGAAAUGACUAAUAAAGAUGGGAUCGGGCCCAAAGUGAUGAACAAAGGGGGCGGGAAGGGGGGCUGGCUGAAAGCUCCACUGUCAGAGGCCCAAGAGCCUCAUGGGAUGGAAGAAAAUGUAGUUGGUGCUGGAGGAGUUACAGAAUUAAGUAAUAAACAACGUCAUCAAAUGAAACAUAGAGAACUGUUCUUGUCACGUCAGGUGGAAACAAUGCCCGCAACGCAUAUAAGAGGCAAAUGCUGUGUGACUUUAUUAAACGAAACAGAAUCUUUACUAAGCUAUUUAAACAAAGAAGAUUCUUUCUUCUAUUGCUUAGUAUUUGAUCCUGCUCAACGUACUUUGCUUGCUGAUAAAGGUGAAAUUAGAGUAGGUAGUAGAUAUCAAGCUGAUGGAAUAGCACCAGUUCCACUGACACCUGCUGAAAGAGAGUCAGAUCCUCGUAGGUUGCAAGAUUUAGAAACAUUGGUUUGGACACCACGGCAUUCACUAACAGAUCGUCAAAUUGAUCAAUUUCUUGUUGUCAGUAGAUCUGUAGGCACAUUUGCAAGAGCCUUAGACUGUUCAUCUUCGGUCAAACAGCCAUCUUUGCACAUGUCUGCAGCAGCUGCCUCUAGAGACAUCACUCUUUUCCAUGCUAUGGAUACUUUACAUCGACACAAUUAUGACGUUGCGAAAGCUAUGUCAUCUUUAGUACCUAGCACUGGUCCAGUAUUAUGCAGAGACGAAAUGGAAGAGUGGAGUGCAUCUGAGGCGAACCUUUUUGAAGAAGCGCUUGAUAAGUAUGGAAAGGAUUUCUCUGACAUACGUCAAGACUUUUUACCAUGGAAAACAUUAAAAAAUGUUAUUGAAUACUAUUACAUGUGGAAGACAACCGACAGAUAUGUACAGCAAAAGAGGGUGAAAGCUGUAGAAGCUGAAAGUAAAUUGAAACAAGUUUAUAUACCAAAUUAUAACAAGACGGCUCCACCUACAACUGCCCCUUCUGCAGCAACGAUUGUACCUCUUGGCAAUAGUAAUAGCAAUAGCAAUGGAAAACCAACUAAUGUUCUCAACGGUAAUAGCAACGGUAACAUGACAACUGAUAACAGCGGGAUAUUGAUGGUUGGAGUUAGCGGAAAACCAUGCGAGAGUUGUCAAGUAAUACAAAGUCCACAAUGGUAUGCUUGGGGUCCAUCUCAUAUGCAGUGCCGUCUUUGCCAAUCUUGUUGGACAUAUUGGAAGAAAUACGGCGGUUUGAAGGUUCCGUCGCGUAUAGAUGAUGUUGACAUAGAAAGAAAAAGAGGUGGUACUGGCUCGGACGAAGAGAGCAAGGGAAUUGGCGGUGCUCACAGACCUCAUCGAUGUAGUAUUCCUACCUGUGGUAAAGAAUUCAAGCUCAAAGCACAUUUAAGUCGUCACUACGCGAGCGCUCACGGAGUCGAUCUACGUGGAAGCGGAGCGAGCGGAGGUGGCGGAAAUGGAUCACCCAGACCUGUAAUGAAAACUCGAUCGGCGUUUUAUUUACGUACUUCGGCAUUGGCGCGAGCUGCACGACGAUUGUGCGCAGCGCAAUUACGUACGCGUCAUGCGGCGCGAGCACCUCAUCAACCUGUGAACGCAGCUCCGUUGCGACAUCUUUGCGCGUCUCCUCAGUUGACGUCGAAAAGCUCUGCAGAGUUACGUAUUUUAGCGCGUGCUGUGCGGCCUCGGCCUCGUCCGCGUGUAACCGAUAUAGCAACGCGUUUAGGUGAUCAUCCUGCUCCACGACAACCUGGAGACUGGGAUUGGUUAGCUCUUACAGCACCAGCACAACGAAAACAACCAGAUCGGGUUUCCUUCCCUAGACCACCAAAAGCACCAGAUGGAAGUCUUUUGUAUGAAAGAGUACCAAAUAAAUCUGAUGUAGAUAGGCUGACGAUAACUCCACCUCAACCACAACCUAGUAUGCAGGUCCAACAAACAAUAUUGAAACGCACAAGACCUCCAUUCGACGAGAUCAACGGAUCAGAUGGCUUCUACUCUGAUGUGGAUUGGGAUGAAGGUAUUGCCCUAAGUGCAGGGCUGCCUGGUGGACCACCUGCAAAAAGGGCUCAUCAUUCUCAGCAGCUCCAUCCGAAACAUACUUUGGAGCACGCAGCACCUGCUGUUCUUCCCUUAGCACCACCCCUAAAUGGAAGAGCUGCACAUCCUCAUACCUUGUCACAUGGUGCACCAUUAUCCAGAAGUAAUGCACGCAAGCAAGUAAUUUCAUGGAUGGAUGCACCGGAUGACGUUUACUUUCGUGCUUCAGAUCAAACUAAAAGACUUAGAAGAACUCUUUCAUCAGUCGAACUUCGAAGAGCAGCGCGCAAACCAUGGCGUAAAUUACCAGGUCCUCUGCAUUCUAGCCAUUCACAGAGAGCGGUACGCGGCGAUGACAUGGUGGUUAUCCUGGACUGAAUUAUUAAUACAAUCAACCAGAUAAACUGAUAGAUUCAUCAAU
Frieseomelitta varia is the source of this 3466-nucleotide messenger RNA. RefSeq names its product metastasis-associated protein MTA2 (gene MTA1-like). The coding region runs from base 649 to 3423 and encodes 924 amino acids. Gene Ontology annotation, cellular component: NuRD complex; nucleoplasm. Gene Ontology annotation, molecular function: histone deacetylase binding; transcription corepressor activity; sequence-specific DNA binding. The record is from RefSeq and is a predicted model, not a curated record. NCBI's taxonomy places the organism in Eukaryota, Metazoa, Arthropoda, Insecta, Hymenoptera, Apidae. The transcript is spliced from 13 exons. Gene Ontology annotation, biological process: negative regulation of transcription by RNA polymerase II.